GCAAUAUUUGCGACGGCAAUCCAAAAUUUACGACUCUUCCUCCCCGCCCUCACCCUAACGAAACUAAUCUUUGACUCCAACACGUUCAAGGAUUCACAGCAAAAAUGGCCAAAUUAUCGUAAGUUCCCCUCUAUACCCCACGAUCUAUGGCGUGGAGCCUAUGGAAUUGAGAAGCUUGGUGCGCCGUUCCAUCUGCGAGGUGCGGCCCUUCACGGAUUUCGAGAGCUGCGCGGAUGGGAUUGGAGCCACCAGAGCUGGCGAGACGAAGUGGAAUUAUGGGAGGGAUAUCAAUGGAUGAUGGAGCUGGAGAAAUUGAAUGCUGAUACUUUUUUGCGUAUAGACGUGGUGCCCCCGGUGGCAAGCUUAAGAUGACCCUCGGUCUUCCAGUGUACGUUCCCCUCGUCCUCGAAUGUACGAACCAUUCCUCGACCUCGCGACUCGAUCUCCUUUCGCCAAUCACAUACAAACGUCAUGAAAAAUGGAAGAUGCAAUUAAGGAGCAAAGACUAACGAAUUGGACAGCGGAGCCGUCAUGAACUGCUGCGACAACAGCGGAGCCCGAAAUCUCUACAUCAUCUCCGUCAAGGGUAUCGGUGCGCGUCUUAACCGUCUGCCAGCUGGUGGUGUCGGUGAUAUGGUCAUGGCGACUGUUAAGAAGGGAAAGCCUGAGUUGCGAAAGAAGGUCAUGCCUGCUGUUAUUGUUAGACAGUCAAAGCCUUGGAGACGAACUGAUGGUGUCUUCUUGUACUUUGAGGACAAUGCUGGUGUUGUAAGUUUUGGAUCCCUCUUUCUUUUCUUCUUUUCAAAACUUCUGGAUGGGCUUGAGGGGGCUUGGAUGGGAAGCAUGGGAGGGAGAAUGUGGAAGAGUUGGGGUGGGACUGGGAUGGAGGUGGGGAUUGACGACAUAUUGGAAAGAACCUUCAACGUUAUGAGAUUCGGAAAGAGGAUGGAUAUACCAAGAGCAGAUGACAUACAUGGCAAAAUCAGCGCUAACAAAUUCUCCACAGAUUGUCAACCCAAAGGGUGAGAUGAAGGGAUCAGCAAUCACUGGACCAGUCGGAAAAGAGGCAGCUGAAUUAUGGCCAGUAAGUUUCCCCCUUCUCCGCCCCAAAUAAUAUCCUUGCUAAGUGAUGUUUCCAGCGUAUCGCAUCCAACUCCGGUGUCGUCAUGUAAAGGAUCCAUAUUUUGCAUUGGGGGUUUUUUACUGGCACUACUGGGGAAAUGAAAUUAUGGGAAUGAAGCGAAAUGGGGCAAUACCAAAAACUCAUAAACUCAUUUGAUCUGUUUUCUCUUUCACUCUGCUCUGUUGCUAAUAGCGUAUCGC
This is a messenger RNA of Hymenoscyphus albidus, 1323 nucleotides long. The record is from the annotation of a GenBank genome assembly. NCBI's taxonomy places the organism in Eukaryota, Fungi, Ascomycota, Leotiomycetes, Helotiales, Helotiaceae.